AUGUUUAAGAUCUCUCAAAAGUCAAAAAAAAAAGAGUCAAAGAAUACUGACCCUCGAGUUACCUCCGGAAAUAGCGAGCCUAUAAAUAAUAAUAAUAAUCAAUUAACCGUUGCCAUAAACAAUAAAACUGGUGCUGCUCUUAAUUUCAUUUUUAAAAGAGCCCCAAAUCUUAUUCCACAAGUUAUCGGCGUCGCAAAAACAAUAACUCCAAAUCUACAAAAGAAAUCCGAUAAAACUAAACGUAAUGUUGAUAAUUCUAUUAUAAAUAAUCCUUCUUCUCCGGCUUCAAAUGAUUCUUCUCUCUUGACCUCUCCUGCCUCUUUCUCCCCUUCUCAAAAACGUGGUUCAAAAUCUUUAAAUGGUGAUUUCGGUAAUCGUCCUGAUCAUCAACGCCGUCCUUCUGAACCCACUGCUGUACUAGGUUUAAAUAAACAAUCUUUACAUUCGGAUUUCCCUUCAAAUAACAAGGAUAUUAGUAUUUAUGGUGCUGUACCUUCUUCAAGAAAAAAAGAUACCGGUCUUUAUGGUGCUGUACCUGCUAUCAAUGUUCAUCAUGUCGACAUUAAUAACGGUUUACGAAUUAAUCGUUCUGCUUCCAUAUCAAGCGUUCCUAUCAUUAAAGAAGGUUAUUUAAACAAAAAAAUUGAUUUUGACGUAAAAUCUAUUUCUUCUUCAUGCGGCUGGAAAGCUUACCGUGUGAUAUUAAGAGGUUCAAAAUUGUAUUUCUAUAGGCCUCCUUCUGAGGCUGUUUUAAAGACUUUUUUUCCAAACAAUAAAGAUAUGGGAAAAGAUAUGAUUUCAACUCUUUCACCUAUCAACGAGCGUGGUAUGCCUCUUAAUAAUCCUUUAAAUUUUGAUACUAGUGCUAGUAAAUUAAUUUUCGAAGGUAAUGAUAAGUUUAGUCCACCUUUGAUCUCAAAGUAUUACUAUGGUGAAAUUUGCUAUGAAGUAGAUCGUACUGUUGCUAUGCGAUUCAAGAAGCAUGUAUGCUUACUUAUAUUUGAGGACAAUGUUGUGAUAUGCAAACGCAAAUGGGUAAGAUAUACUAGUGCAAAUUUAAGACCCAUAAUUGAUGCUAUGGGAUUUGGUGGAAAUCAUUCUUCUACGAAUGUUACUUCUCCUACUAUCAAUUCUGACUCUGGAGGUCAAGAUUGGGAUACGAGAUCGAUUAGUAGUACACGUGGUAUAACUGAAAAUGAAGCUUCUUCAAUAAAUAAGGGUAAAGGCUAUUAUACAAAAUGGAAGCUUGAUGCAUGCUAUUCAAUUCAUAGUGUAGAUGUUGUUCCUGAUCCAAAUUUACCCACUGGUCAUUCUCCAUAUAUAACUCCUUCUUCUCAACCACCAUUUACUGCAAACAGAAAUGAUGAUACAUCUUCUCUUCGAUCUGUCUCUUCUUCUGUAUCAAUUAUUGCAAAUGUUUCUUCUACUUCUGGUGUUAUCCUUUAUUUAAAUAUUGUUGAUAAUGGGGAAAAGGAUAGUUAUAGAGUUUUUGUUGCUUCUAAUAAUGAUGUUAGAUCAUUAUGGAUUGCAAAGUUAUGGGAUGCAAAAAAAGCAAAUUUAAGAAAAUUGAUGAAAUUAUCUGAUAAACAAUCCAGAGGACUACAUGAUUUUGAUAAUAAUGGAUUAGCAACUGCACAAUAUAAUAUACGUGGUAUUAAUAGUCCUCAAGAUUCUACAGGAUUUGGAGAUGAAAAAUCUGAGGGUACAACAGUUACACCAAGGAGGAGAGCAUAUUGGGGUACGGAAAGACAUCCAGAGUUAAUAAUCAAGGAAACAAAUUCAAUUGAAUCAACAUCUCAAACUCUUAUUCGUGGAGGUUCUAUUAGUUCUUUAAUUCAUGAACUUGUAUUUGAAACACAGAAAGGUACUGAAGAAAAUGAUGAAUUUCUUCAUGCAUUUCUUUUAACAUACCCACUUUUUGCUGAAACAACCCACAUUUUCCGUGAAUUGAAACGUUGCGCAAGCAUGCAAAGUGCGUUCGAAAAUGAUGAACAAAACAAAACAAAUAAAAUAAGUGAAAGAAUAAUGAUAAUACUUACAAUAUGGUGUCAGAAUUACGGUCGAGAUUUGGCACGUGAUGAUAUACGGAAUGCCAUGUUAGAGUUAGUGGAUGAAGCAUUUGCAAAUAAUCCUUCUGAUGCGGAAGAGAUAAAGAAAUUAAUACAAGAUUCACGUGCUAAUGUAUUAAACAUUGAUAAUAAUGAAGAAGAAAUGACAGUGAAAGAAACUUUAUGUCAUCCAGUUCCUGCACCUCUUUCAUUAGAUCUCUCUAAUUUACUUGUUACUGGUUUAACUCCUGCAUUAUUCUUGAAAAUGGUCCCAGAUGAAUUGGCGCAACAAAUUUAUUUAUAUCAUUUUUUGGAACUUUAUAAAACAAAACCUAUGAAUGAUUUGAGAAUUUUUAGUCCAUCAAAAAAUCGACAGGAGUCACUACCGAAAGAAAGUCCAUUAAAUUCUACUCCAACAGCACCUCAUUUUAUUACAAGAUUAAUAUAUCACCAUAUAUUAAUUGCAACACAACAAGCUGGAUAUAUUAGUCGUCGUCCUUUGAUAUUAACGCAUUGGAUUCAAACUGGUAUUGCGUGUAAAAUGUUAGGUGAUAUGGCUGGUUGGAUGGCUGUUGCAUCAGCUAUAUGUUCACCAGGAAUAGUACGUUUGAAGGAAACAUGGAGACGUGUAAAUGAACGUUGGAAAGAUGUUGUUGUAAAUGAAUGGAUUCCACUUUUAUUAACUUAUGGAGGCAUUGAUGGGGAAGCUGAUAUUGAGAAUGUAAAUUCUUUACUCUUGGUCAUACAGGAUAAAAAGGAAAAGAGUAAAACUAAACCAAUUCCUUAUUUUGGUUUUAUUACUAUCGCUUUGGACCGGCUUAAUUCAACAAUACCGUCGGUGAUUGAUCGAUCCACAAAUGAUCAAAGUCGUACUGGGUCCAGAAAUAAUAGUAUUUCAGGGUCAAGUAUCAUUAAUUUUGAAAAAUAUCGAAAAAUGUAUGAUACAAUCAUUUACUCACUGAAUCAAUGGGAGCAAGCUGAAAGUUAUAUAAAAUUUGAUGAAAAUUCAUGUCCUUUUACUCCUUCAUCUCCUCUUCAAAAAUAUUUCCAUCAACUCAAUUCCGUUCCAACAUCUUCCACACUAGAUGUUUGGCAAUUAUUUGAUUCAUCUUUAAUAUGUGAACCUCGUUUACAUGGUCAAUAUUUAGAACAUCAUGCCCGCCAACAUAAAUCACAUUCUGCUUACGUACCAUUGGUUUUUACCGAAGUUAUUCCUUCUAGUCGAUUGUUUGAAAAAAAUGCAGUAUUAAGUGCGAGCGGAACAUUAGGUAAAAAAACAUCGAAUUCUUCUUUAAAUAUAGGAAGUGAUAAUAAUUCAUUGGUUUCAAUGGCAUCGCCAACGCGACAAAGUUUCUCAAGUUCAUAUGUUAAUUCAGAUACAUAUCCGACCUCACCCAUCAAUAAAACCCAAUCUACAAAUAAUUCACCAGCUCACCAAACUUACGGAGGUGUAAGGCAAAGGACUAUAUCAUUCCCUCCAUCAAAAAUAGGGCCAAUAACUUCUACCACAUGGAACACUGGGUUGGAUCUAUUUACAAGGAAUUGGUUAGGUGGUUUAGCACAACAUCGUGGAAGUUAUACUGUGUUAUUGAAAUGUAUGAAAGAUAUUGCCGGUGUUGGUGAAAUGCUUAUGUUUGUUAAAGAUGGUGAACUUGUAUUUAAAUCUGUCAGAGAUGCUACUGGUUCACGACCUGCAAGUCUUGUCGAAUCUGGUACAACGUCUAAGAGAAAUUCGGUUCAUGGUAUUACACAUCCUCAGCAAAACUCACCACGUACAAGUUUAUGUACUAAUGGUGAGCAUGACUCUCUUAUGGUUGUUGUUAAGGCAGGAACCCUGGAAAGGUUAGUGGAUGUUUUGAUCAAUGGAGUUGCUUCUUUCAGCACUAGUGUAGUUGAUGAUAAUGGUGAGCCGCCUUUGACCAUAGGAAAACAAGGUCAACUUGGUAUUAAUUCGGCGGAAUAUUUGGCAACAUUCUUUAGUACAUACCGUAGUUUUUGUAGUCCACAUGUACUUUUUGAGAUUUUAAGAAAACAUUUUGCUAACGCAAAAAAAAAUUCAAAGAAAUCUGUGGAAUCUACUACAUCUGUGACUUUUGAUAAUGAAAACGAAACGAAACAAGAUGUUGCAUCUUAUGAUUGGAAUCAAGUUAUAAAAAUUCAAUCAAAGGUCCUUAAAGUAUUUCAUUAUUGGGUUGAAGAAUUUUUUUACGAUUUUUUGGAUGAUUUAACAUUGAGAAACCGUUUCACUCAUUUUCUCAAUGAUGCAAAAUUGGAAAUAGAAGAAUUGAUAGGCAGCUUGGACGAUGAACAAUUAUUAUCUCAUACUGAAGAAGCCAAAGACUCGAUAAUUAAUUUAAAAAGACAAGUUAUGAUCAAGAGCCUUGAACCCGCUAAUGAUGAACAAAAUGAGAAAAUGUCAUCCUUAAUAGAUAAAGUUAUUAAUGAUCCAUCAUCAUUACCAUCAUCAAAAAGCAAUAAUAUUACUAAAGACGUUGAAAUAUUUUCCCCUUCCUCAGACGUGCAAGAUGUAUCUGAUCUUCUUGAUAGUAUUGAUCUCACAGUCAUCGGUUUGUUCGAGGCUGUAACACCACAAGAUUGGGUUCUUGCCUUUGAAAUUCUUGAGACACAAUCAAUAAAUGUUCUUGGCUGGUAUCCUAAAAAACAACCAUCCACUUCUGAUGAGGAAAUACAUAUCACAGACAUUUUUACUGUUUUACAACAAACGGAACGAACAGGAAACUCGAAAAGAAGUGUUCUCAGUUCACUUCCUCGUUCAAUCCAAGCUCUUUGCCGGGUUCACAAUGCUAUUCGUAAAUGGGCAAUUCAAGAAAUCGUUUCAACGACAAUCGAUCUUGAACGACGAGUGAAUAGAAUUAAUAUAUUUCUUGAUAUGAUUUUGUUAAGCAGAAAAAGAAUGGCAAAAUUAGAUAUUUAUCCCAAGGAUGAAAUUGCUAAACCUGAGUCCGAGGCAAAAAGAGGUGUUCCAUCCUUUGUAGAAAGUGCGAUAGUAAGCGCGUUGAUUAGUCCUGAAAGUAGAUUAUUUGCAAAAGCUUGGAAUGAAAUUUCCAUAACUCGGGAUGGUGGUUUAGACUCACUCGAAUCAUUAUUACAAAAUGGGUCAACAAAGAGACAUUUAACUAUUCAUGUACAACAUAACUUAGCUCUUGUACCAUGUAUUGGAUGGUUAUUUGAACGUAUGUUAGAAAUAUGUUGCAAUGUACCAGAUAUAUCUUUUGACACUGAAAAACUGAUAAAUUAUGAUAAACGUCGAUAUGUAUAUAACUUGACACAAAUUUUUGUUCGUCUACAACGCGAGUUAUCAGAACGGGCUCAAGAUCGCAAGCCUGUAAUAGAUUUUGGUGACUUAAUAAGUAGUAAUCAAAAAUCUAGCGCUAAGACUCACUUUCGAUUUCUUAAAGAGAUUGCUUCUCGAGAAAAUAAUAUGAUUCGUGCCUCUAAUGCUCCACCAAAACUGCCAAAAUUGCAAAGACCUGUUUAUAAACUUAUUGCAGAACAACAGGAGAAAGUCAAACGAGAUCAAAAAGAAAAAGAAC
Messenger RNA from Racocetra persica, 5602 nucleotides. The record is from the annotation of a GenBank genome assembly. Lineage: Eukaryota; Fungi; Glomeromycota; Glomeromycetes; Diversisporales; Gigasporaceae.